AUGACGGAGUCUCCUGUCGAGAUUGGCAGACAAGUCUCAGGAGGGAGAGGGAGGGCUGAGGAAAUACAGACAUUGAAAGUUGUUUUUAGUCAAGCCGGAAAGCCUAUGAAGUACUAUCCCUCAGGCCAUCUAGCUAUCUGCCAAAGCUAUUCUAACCUCCCUGCCGGAGGUGUGUACACCAACAUAUUCAGUGAUUCACUGGAUCGGGAUGUGCUUGGGACCUUCACUCCUUUUGGUUGCGGCAGUGUCUCCUUUCCUCGCAGUCAAAUAAUAGCAAUGAUGUUUAAUCGGUGGGGAGGUGUCCUGACUAGUAGAAGAGGAGAAACUGUGAGAGAAUGGAAAUGGCCUCGAGUGGGAAAGCUUGAUGAUCCGGUUUUCAUUCAGGUUAAUAAAUAUAUCACUGUGAAGAUUGCAGGGCGAUUUGCUGUCGAUUUGUUCUACAAGUGGCAGGAGGUCAGCUUAAAGCUGUCCUUGGCACCAGCUCAAGAUUCAGCUGCUCCAUGCUUCGAAGUGGACCAGGUAGUCUCCAGUGUUAAAUUUAUACCUAAAUCAGUUAAGGAAGUACACAAACUUAACAGAAAGAAAUUAACAGAAAAAGAAGCGAAGAAGCCUACUAACAAAGAGUCAUCAGACCAUUCAGUACUGGUGAAGACAGAGAGACCAGAAGUGUAUGGAAGCCUUGCAAAUGACUGCAGUGCCAUAAGAGAAUUAAGAAAGUUACAAAAAAAAAUCAGGAACAUUGUCGAUGACUGGAGCAGAUACUAUCGCCUGGCAUUUGGCAUAGGAUCCCCUCAGAUUUCCCGAAUGCCUGACGUCCCACAAGGAAUUCUUAGAAAACGCAAAGUCCAAACAGUAAGAGCGCUGCCACCUGCACCGAUGGUACAAAAUGAAGAAGAAAAAAUUGGAGACACUGAGGUUCCUGAAACAGGGAACUCCCUCCGACAACCGAUGGACUGCUUCCAACCAGCAUCUGCUCGGAAUAUGUCAAUGGAGACCAGCACCAGAUCUCAUUCCCUCAGAGUUUCCUCUCUCACGAAGAGCAGUACCAAGCCAGAUCACUUAACUAUGCCUCAGACAACUAUAACUAAGUCCACAUCUCAAUUCCAGAGCUCUUGGAUUUCAGGGCUUCCUCUUUCCUAUGACAACGAGAAGUUUUGGUUCACCUCUCACCUGACCUGUCCAGUGGUACUCCGCAGAACGUUAAGAGGAGAGGCAGGGAAGACAUGCAAAUGCAGCAAUCAGCAGAUUCCAUAUGUGACAGACCUGGAAUAUGAUCACAUUAUUCAUAACCAGAUGUCCUCCCCAGAACAGAUCACUGUCAUCUGUCUACUGGCCCCUUUUCAAACAGAAGAAGAUGUAAUGGAAGAUGAGGUAGAAGAGCUAUAUAGGCGGAAGAACAAAACCAGAAACAUGCCCUGCAUGCAGAGCCGCCUGGAUUCUUUUCGUUUGCUCAAAUAUAUCAUCUAUCCUGCAGAUGAAUUCAGAGGUCAGAAGGGCUCACUCCUGGUCCAGAGACACAAUGCUGCUCCAGGCAUGUUUUUGAUGUACAUUCAGGGAAGACUGUUAUUCGCUAAUUAUAUCUUCAACGGUUAUAGUACAUCAGCUAAAGACCUUCAGAAACAAAUUGUGAAGUCGAGGAGUGAUUAUAAAACGGGUUUCUGCCUGCCUGAUGAUUUCAGAUUCAGCAGUCAUGCGGACGACUUUACAUUGGCUUCCAGUUAAACAAGUUCAUGUCACAAAUACUUUAAGACAAAAUCGUGAAGACAAUAACCAAUGAACACAAAGUAUCUUCACGCUGCUUCAUUCAGAACACAAAGCCAGUGGUCAGUCAACUGACAGAUUACAACUUCUCCUCUUGGCAACCUGCCGUCAUCUUUUGGAGAAGAUCUCCAUUUUUCUUUCAUUACCACUGUAUAUUUCUAAAAGACUUAGCCUACAGUGAACGUGAAUAAAAACAAAAGCUGCAACUGGAGUUUAAGAACAUACGAUUAUACUAAGGAAGGAAGACAGCAUUAAAGCUCACAGGGCAAGCUUCUGCUGGGACAAAGGAGAGCAGUUCCAUUUCAGUAACUUUUAGCCACCAAGUUCCAGCUGCUAAAUGAAGCAGAUGGAAGUAUAUACACCGUAUAAAGCCUCGCGAAUGAAGAUAUAGUCAUUUCUGCCACAAUUUGCGUUUUCACUAUGCAUUUUGGCAAAACGAAGGGAUGUUCUUCCAACCACAUGCGUGUCCGGGUACCGCACCCCAGGUUAUCGGAAGUAAUGGUGUGUUCGUGUGUGCGCAUACACACACAUAGGACGUGGGGUGAGAACGACACUGUAAGUUUCCUUUAAUGCAGUCUCCACAUUAUAGGACAACCAGGCAGGUAUGCAGAUUUUCUGUGAUAUUAGUCAUUGAUCACCCUGAAAUCAGAAUAUCUUAUUUAAACUCAAUAUGGCUACCUACUGCCCUAUGAAAGAUACUGCCAGCCAGGGCAUCCAGUUCUUGGAAAGCCCCCGGUAAUUCAAAUUUGUUUCCUUCUUUUUUUGACCUGCAAGCAUUUCAAAUAAAAUCACUUGCUCAAGAAAGAUUCCAAUUCAGCCUUCCAGAAAAUGGAUCCUUCUGAAUCCAGGCUUUCCUUCGGCUCCUUUGGAAGGACUAAUUUUGAUCCUGGCAGGGCCUCCAAUUGCAGAACUUCAAGGAAGGGUUAGAAAUGAACAGCAAUAACUUGGCACCCAUGCAAGUGUUCUUGAAUCUAAAGCCCUAGAAUAUAAAUUAUCAAACACCCGAAACUGGUGUCCAGCAUUCAGCACUGCUGGAGAAUUGAAGUAAAUUUUAUUGGUCUCAUUAGGAAUUUAAGAACUUUUUUUUAAUAAAAAGAUAAACUGCCCAACUAAAAUGACUGGCAAAACAAAAAGAAUCAUGAGUUAACUUGUUCUCAUGCUUUUAAAAAGUGAGAGAAUACAAAGCCUUAGAUUCAUACACUUACAAAAGUACAGUUCAAUUGAAGGUUUUUUCUAACAAAUAUGGACAAGAUUAUCUAAUAUUUCAGAGACACGCCAUAUGUGGCUUAGUUUUAAAUACCUACAACAGCCAUCUAAAUUUAAUUAUAUCAAUGUUGUGAACAAUAGGUACAUUUAUGAAACUGGCUGUAACUGGGAAAAAUUAAAUAUUCCCAAGCAUUCUUCCCCAAUUGCCUAUUUAUCUCAUGUCACAAAACUGAAAAAAAAAUUGACCUGUCAAUUUCAAACCUCCUUUUUAACCAAAUUUUGCUUUUGUAUUUAAUAUAAAAAAUUUAUGGGAUUUAACGUCUAUUCACUAAAAUAGUGCAAAAUUGGUUACUUAAA
Messenger RNA from Tachyglossus aculeatus (Australian echidna), 3324 nucleotides. RefSeq lists its product as uncharacterized. NCBI's taxonomy places the organism in Eukaryota, Metazoa, Chordata, Mammalia, Monotremata, Tachyglossidae. The transcript has 12 exons. The coding region runs from base 1 to 1722 and encodes 573 amino acids. The record is from RefSeq and is a predicted model, not a curated record.